AUGGUAACUAUUGAAAACUUUGAUAAAAGUUUUUAUGAUAGUGAUAAUGAAAGUUAUUUGGAACAAAAUGAUAUAGAUAAUAUUAGACCUACUUUUUCAGAAUUGCAAUUAGAAGAAUUUGAUGAAACAGAUAAUAUAAUUUGCCAAAAUGUUCAAGAACUACAAGAAGAAUGUCGUAAUAUGUCACAUGAUGAUUUAGACAUUUGGAUUAAAGGUCAACUUGCAUCAUUUGCAUAUAGCGAGUUACCAAAACAAAAAAAAAAAUUACAAGAAUUAGAUAAUUUGCAAUUCAUGAUCGUUUUAAUUAUCGAUAUCAUAUGUUUAUCUACUUAUUUAAAAUUAAUUGGAAUUUCUUCAUCCUGUCUUGAUCAAAUUAAGGCACAUAUUAAAAAUUAUGGAAUGGCAAAACCUGUUCAUGAUCAUGCUAUUAUUAAUGAUCAAGUAAAACAAGAGCUUAAUUACUAUAUUCAUAAAUAUGCUAAUUUUUAUGGAUUUCCUUCACCAGUUCGACAUAUGCGACAUGAUGCUAUGUCUAUUGUUUUGCUUCCAAUAAAUACAACAUAUAACAGUAUUUAUGAAAAAUAUAUUAGUACAAUUAAAUUUAUUAAAAGUGAAGAUUAUAAAGCUAUGGCUUAUACUACAUUUCUUAAAAUUUGGAAAGAAGUUGCACCUGAUAUACAAUUUAUGACCAAAGCAUCCGAUUUAUGUGAUACAUGUGAACAGCUUUAUGCUAAAAUUCGGUAUGCUAAUAAUCUUGAAAUUUUUAUAUCUUUGGAGUCUAAUGGUUUAAAAGAAGAAGCAAUAAUUCGUAAUAGUGUUUAUUUUGACCCAUACCAAUAUUUAAAUAUAAUUCCUUUAAAACCUUUAUCUUUAAAACGUCAAACACAACUAUUUAAAGAUAUUCGACCAUAUAUACACAAUCUUACAAAAAUAAACUGUGCUUUGCUCCAGAUUAAUAAUAAAAAUAGAUCUAAAUAUAGAGUAGAAGUAUCAUUUAAAUAA
Molecule: messenger RNA, 1002 nt
Organism: Cetraspora pellucida
Lineage: Eukaryota; Fungi; Glomeromycota; Glomeromycetes; Diversisporales; Gigasporaceae
Source: the annotation of a GenBank genome assembly